AUGUUCGUCAUCUCUCUCCUCCAGGAUGCGGUCUCCGUCCUUCCUGAGGAUCAAAUGAAAAACCAGGAAGAAGUCCUGCGCCGAGCCAUCGAAGAAAAAUAUCUCAACAAGGUUGUGGCAAACUGCGGAUUGGCAGUUGCCUUCUACGAGCUCCGUCGCAUCCAGAGCGCCACGAUCCGGUCUGGAGACGGCAGCGCCCGCUACAAAGUCGAGUUUGCUCUCGUUUUUUUCCGGCCUUUCCAAGGAGAAAUUCUCGAGGGGACCCUCAUGCACUCCGACACUCAGGGAUUGAGAAUCUCGCUGGGAUUCUUCCAAGACGUUUAUGUGCCCGCCGCGGCGCUGCGAGAGCCGAGAGGCUUCAACCCCGCCUCCGAGCGCUGGUGGUGGGGAUUCGAAGACCACGAACUCGAGUACGGGCCGCUUCAGCAGGCGAUCCGGUUCCGAGUGCAAGAAAUUCGCUUUGACCAAUCGCUCGCCGAGGGCGGCGGAGGCGCAGGGACUCCGGAGCUGGUCGUUGGAGGGGAGCGUGCGGGCGUAGCACCCAUGGUCGUUCUCGGGGCUGUCGACGAGGACGGGCUCGGCAUGAAGGUUUGGUGGCAGUGA
Molecule: messenger RNA, 603 nt
Organism: Neospora caninum
Lineage: Eukaryota; Apicomplexa; Conoidasida; Eucoccidiorida; Sarcocystidae
Exons: 5
Coding region: 1-603 (200 amino acids)
Biological process (GO): transcription initiation at RNA polymerase III promoter; DNA-templated transcription
Cellular component (GO): RNA polymerase III complex
Source: RefSeq, a predicted model, not a curated record